AUGAGCAUCAACAGCAGUCAAGUCGGUCAAACUCCAUUAGAACCACAAUCAUCAAACAAUAGCAGCCAAGAUGCUAUAGUGCGACUUAUAUCUAAUAAUACUAUCUCUACUGGUCAUCCAUCUGUAGAAAUCUCGGAGAGAAACAUGAUUCUAAGUCAAAUACCUGUUAUUCCUCAAGUACAACAUAAUAUUGUUUUAAAUACGAGACAAGAAGGACGACGAAGACGACGUCAACGGCAGCGCCAACGAAGACGAGAGCGUCUCCAAGCACUCCGUCAACCUAAUCAUCAAUAUCGACGAAACACACAUUGGCGUAGCGAUACUACUUGGGAUCAUUUAGAUCCUUUAGAAGAACCUAUGGACGAAAUAUACAACGAGCCACUUUUGAAUGCUUAUGAAUGGGAAACGAUGGAUCCAAGAGAAAGAUGGGAUCAAGAACAGAUCAAUGAAUUAGAAGGCUUUGCUGCUCUCGAAUAUUUACAAUUAAUACAAGAUGAGUUAGAACAAGAACAAAAUAUUGAAUACACUCAACAAAUAUUAGAAGAAGAAGAAAUAAUGCGAAACAAUAAUAUUACAUUAAGACUUCUUUUUUAUGAAACCAUGAUUCAAAUUAAUCAAACCUCUUUACAAUAUGUUCAACACACAGAAGAACAUUUGCAACAAUAUGAAGAUAAUGAGGAACAAUUGCAACAGAUUGAACAUGUCCAAGAAAUAUUAGAAGAGGAGGCAACAAUGCCAAAUAACCAUCUCCGAUCAUAA
This is a messenger RNA of Adineta ricciae, 759 nucleotides long. The record is from the annotation of a GenBank genome assembly. Lineage: Eukaryota; Metazoa; Rotifera; Eurotatoria; Adinetida; Adinetidae.